Messenger RNA from Aegilops tauschii subsp. strangulata, 1332 nucleotides. The record is from RefSeq and is a predicted model, not a curated record. NCBI's taxonomy places the organism in Eukaryota, Viridiplantae, Streptophyta, Magnoliopsida, Poales, Poaceae.
AUGGACAGAAGCUGGAUUAGAAAAGGAGUUAGAAAGUUUUCGAAAGAACAUAUGAACGGAGUUGAUGAUUUCAUGGCAUUUGUUCGAGCAAAUUUUGCCAACGAUGCUCACAUUCUUUGCCCAUGCUGCGAAUGCCUCAACCGUUCAAGAAUGGCUCAAGGAAGAGUGGAAGAUCAUCUGCUUCUUAAUGGGAUGUCCAGCACAUAUGAUAGGUGGAUAUAUCAUGGGGAACCUUUAGACAGACAACCUCAACAUUUUGAAGCUGAUACAGAGGCCCCUCAUAUGAUGGGUGGUGGUGAUGCUGGCAAUGAUUUCAUGGAAAAGGUUUUGCGAGAUAAUGCUGGUUUGGAGGAAGAGGAUGGGCAUGAAGACGAUAGGAUUCCUGACCUAUUAAAGGAUUUGUACGAUGCUGAAGAUCGUGCUGAUGGACAGAAGUCGUUGUUUGCUGAGGUGUUAGAGGAGGCGAAGCGCGCAGCUCGUGAAGGGGGUAAAUUUUCAAGAUUUACCUUCAGCGUGAAGUUACUCCACAUCAAGUCUUUCUACCGGAUUAGCAAUGCUGCAUUCAACGCAAUACUCCGCCUUUUGAGCUUGCAAUUCCCUGAUAGUUGUGUUCCCAGAUCUUAUGAUGAAGCAUUGAGCAUAAUCGGCAGGCUGGGGUUAGGUUAUGUGUCAAUACAUGUGUGCCCAAAUAACUGCGUCUUGUUUCGGAAGGAUUUAGCAAAGCAUGAUAACUGUCCAAAAUGCAAUGCCUCUAGGUGGAAAGAUGCUGAUGGGAAGAAGUCAAUACCGGAGAAGGUACUGAGGCACUUUCCGUUGAUACCAAGGCUGCAGCGGAUGUUCAUCUCGAAGAAAUCAUUGCGUGAGGUACAGUGGCACCAGCUGAAGCGGCAACCUAUGGACAAUGAGCUGAGCCAUCCAGCGGACGGAGAGGCAUGGAAAGAGUUUGACCGUAUACAUUUAGAUUUUGCUGCAGAUCCAAGGAACAUAAAACAUGGCAUUGCCACAGAUGGGUUUAAUCGGUUUGGGAACAUGAGCACGUCUUGUAGCAUGUGGCCAGUUUUUGUGGUGCCGUACAACCUGCCACCAUGGGCAUGCAUGGAUCAGUCCAACUUCAUGAUGUCAUUUCUUAUCUCGGGUCCAGAGUCUCCAGGAAAGGAUUUUGAUGUCUUUAUGGAGCCCCUCGUAGAAGAACUGCUCCAGCUCUGGACUGGUGUACCUACAUACGAUGCCUUGAGUCCGGAAGAAAAGUUCAAUCUACGUGCUGCAAUCAUAUGGUCCAUCCAUGAUUUCCCGGCUCUGCACACUAUUUGGGAGGAUCACAGCAGGUUAUAA